AUGUCAGACUCACCCUCCAGUGCCCCGCAUAGCACUCUCGUCCCGUCCGCCACCUUUGUCCGCCGCCUGAAACAUGCUGCCGCAGUUGUCGUGCACCAUGGCAAGAAACACACAGGCGUCGGUAUAGUCUGUGCCGUGGCUUAUUUUGACCCUGGUAAUUGGGGCGUCGACCUCCAAGCAGGCUCCCAAUUCGGAUAUCACUUGUUGUUCGUGGUCCUGCUCGCGGGACUCUUUGCUGUCUUCCUCCAGGUCCUUGCCAGUCGACUUGGUUGCGUGACAGGUAUCGAUCUCGCUUCCCACACACGUUUAUUGUUAUACAAUCGUCCUAAGCAUACGCUUCUUUACCGAUGGCUGGGUCUUUAUCCCCUCUAUGUCUUGGCGGAAGUUGCUAUCAUCGCCACGGACCUUGCUGAGCUUCUAGGAUCUGCGAUUGCUCUCUGCAUGCUUUUCCCAAAGCUGGAGCUCUGGCAUGGUGUACUAAUCACUGCCUUCGAUGUAAUCUUGAUUCUCGGAAUGGGUGAUCCUUUGCGUGGAAAGCCUGUGAGGAUGUUCGAAUUGCUUAUUGGUGCCAUGGUUCUCGCGGUUUUGAUCUGUAUGAUCGUCAUUAUUUCCAAGGUUGACGUAAACUGGGCGCACGCCUUCGAAGGCUAUAUCCCUUCGAAGCACAUUUUUGCUCAAGGGGGCGUAUAUACCUCUGUGGGUAUUCUUGGAGCAACUGUCAUGCCGCACAGUCUCUUCCUUGGGUCAGCUCUUGCAACACAAGAUCGGGUCUCAUUUAGGUCGGACAAAGAUACGAGGACGCUAACUACACUGGUCACGAAAGAUUCACAAGAAUCUCUAACUCAAGUACCGCAAGUACCGGAACGUCAAUCCCUCUGGCACAGAAUAUACGAAGAAUGUCGAUACUCAGUACUUGAUGCAUUCCGUAAACCGCCGGCGAGCAUAUUCGCUACGGCUGCGACACGGCACAGCGAACGCCAAAAUAAUACUUACGAGUUCAUCCGUGCGCAUAUCUAUCAUGGAACAUUCGAUAUUGUUGGCAGUCUUCUAGGGUUUGCCGUCAUGAUUAAUUCACUGAUUUUGAUGUUGGCUGCCGCCGUGUUCUUUUACGGAAAGGAAAUGCCACAGGACAAGGACGCUGCCAGCUUGUUUGAUGCUUAUGAUCUUAUUCGUGAUAUUGUUGGCAAACCCGCCGCCACCCUAUUUGCUAUUGCACUUUUGGCUGCUGGACAGAGCUCGUCCAUCAUUGCCACCGUCGCUGGCCAAGCUGUAUGUGAAGGCUUUUUGCAAUGGCGUGUAUCGCCUAUAGUUCGUCGGUUGUUUACACGCCUUCUUGCCAUUAUACCGGCUAUGAUCGUCGCCAUCGCUCUUGGCCGAGCUGGGAUUGAUGUCCUGCUCGUCGUGUCGCAGGUUGUUCUCUCGAUUGUGCUGCCCUUUAUCACAUUUCCGUUGCUCUUUUGCACAUCUAGCAAGGCCAUCAUGACUGUCCGCAAGAUGCCGGUCGAUAACCCUGGUUCUUCUGGCUUCAUAGAAUCUACUGUGAAUGCGGCGCCUUCUGAGAUCUCUACAGUGACUCUCAGUGGAUUAGAAAAUGCGGAUGACAAUGGAGAGCUAGUAGAUUACAGCAACAACAAGCUAACGAUGGCUGUUGGGGCCAUGAUUUGGCUCGUCGUUGUCGCUGCAAAUAUGUAUGUGAUCGUGGAACUGGCCCUCGGCAAAGGGGCAUAA
This is a messenger RNA of Psilocybe cubensis, 1728 nucleotides long. RefSeq lists its product as uncharacterized. The record is from RefSeq and is a predicted model, not a curated record. Gene Ontology annotation, biological process: iron ion transport; intracellular manganese ion homeostasis. Gene Ontology annotation, molecular function: manganese ion transmembrane transporter activity; cadmium ion transmembrane transporter activity. Gene Ontology annotation, cellular component: membrane. The coding region runs from base 1 to 1728 and encodes 575 amino acids. Lineage: Eukaryota; Fungi; Basidiomycota; Agaricomycetes; Agaricales; Agrocybaceae. The transcript is spliced from 10 exons.